UUCCUCCAUCUUUGUGGACUGUUCGCAGGUAAAUGUGUAUCUGUCCGAUUAAAGCUGAAAAUCAGCCACACAUUGGCCUACCUGCUUUAAAUAUUUACUUGUAUAUAGAGAGAAGACUGUCUUCUGUCAUUCGGGGUGAUUAUGUCAGCGGUGGGCUCUCCGAUGGCGGAGAUUUAAAUCGGAUAGUAAAGCUAACAGAAAUUAGCGGAACCGAUUACGACUGCCGCUUCGCUGCAGGGGGACUAAGCAGCUAUUAACCAAAUUCUGAGCGAGCCAGAGGGGUCUCGGAUCUUCUGAGUGGAUUCGGGGUCUGUUUGUGUCACAAACAUUGUUAUGAAUCUGUAAAGGUCAAGACUAACCGUCCGCUCUGUCGUUCAGCUACCCCACGUUUCUGCUUGUCCUGUUGGGUUCAGGUCCUCUAUAAUCUGGAUAAAUGCUAGAAAAUGAGCUGCCGAACACAUCUCUUAUCAGUUGAGGUUCUAAUGGAUCCUCAUUUGAAACGAGCUCGGUUUCCACAUCAAUCCAGCCCGGAAUAAACGGUCUAACAGCCCAGAGAGCAGAGGGAUGUUUAGCAUUAGCUUCAGAUCAGAGAUGCUGCAGGACAUCUCGGGGUUCCUCUGGAGGUUUUCUGAUCAGAUGACAUCCAGCUCUGUGUCUGCAUGUUUCUGAUUUGCUCUAAUGUAUCUGUGUGUUUGCAGGUGAACUCACCUGAAGAGGACAAACGAUGCCUGGAAGACUUUGGAGUAAGGCCAUCUUCACCGGCUACAAGCGUGGGCUGCGGAAUCAGCGCGAACACACGGCGCUGCUGAAGCUGGAGGGCUGCUACAGCCGGGAUGAGGUCGACUUCUACCUGGGCAAACGUUGCGCCUAUGUUUACAAGGCCAAGAAGAACACAGUGACGCCCGGCGGGAAGCCCAACAAGACCAGAGUGAUCUGGGGGAAGGUGACCCGCGCCCACGGCAACAGCGGCAUGGUCAGAGCCAAGUUCAGCAGCAACCUGCCGGCCAAGGCCAUCGGACACCGAAUCCGGGUGAUGCUGUAUCCGUCUCGGGUGUGAAGACGAUCCAUCAUGUUUGUACAGAAAUGAUAAAAACGGAUCAAUAAACUGAUCAGAGCCAAA
Molecule: messenger RNA, 1120 nt
Organism: Gambusia affinis (western mosquitofish)
Lineage: Eukaryota; Metazoa; Chordata; Actinopteri; Cyprinodontiformes; Poeciliidae
Gene: rpl35a
Product: ribosomal protein L35a
Exons: 4
Coding region: 725-1057 (110 amino acids)
Biological process (GO): ribosomal large subunit biogenesis; cytoplasmic translation
Cellular component (GO): cytosolic large ribosomal subunit; ribosome
Molecular function (GO): structural constituent of ribosome
Source: RefSeq, a predicted model, not a curated record